AUGGAGCUAGUAGAGAUGAAGACCAAACAUGGUAUGGUGCAGAAUACCUUCAAUUGGAUUAUCUGCGACAGUAGGGCGAGAGUGUCGGCUACUGUGGCUCUGACAAUCGUGCAGGGCGGUCCGGUAACAAUGAUAUAUGGUCGAAUCCUCAUGUUCUUCCUGGCUGGAGCCUGCGCCCUAACCCUGGCUGAGUUGGCAAUAUGGCUCAGCCGAGCACAAAGUUACGCCUGUGGGAUGGCUAACAUGUUUGCAUGGAUUGCUAUUUGCACAGGCGUGGUCAUCAUCCCGUCACAACUCAUAAUCGGUGUCCCAUGGCAUUAUUUCAUCCUCCACCAGGUGAUCAGUGCCUCGGUUCUAUGCUAUUGUCAUCUUCUCUUGUACAAAACUCUCUGGAUCCAUGAUGCUUUCUUCGUAACUCUGGCCUCAUUCUUCAUUAUUGUAAUCUUCUGCUUUGCCCUACUUCUCCUGACUUCCAGCCCAACACGCAUGCACGGUCUCGUCUUACCCAACCACAUGUACGCUGGUAUUGACGGCGUAUUGCAUCUGGCAGAAAAGUGUAGGGAUGCAGCGAAGGUGGUUCCACGUGCGUUGUUGAGAACACUUGUGAUCAGCUUUGGUACAUCCUUUGCCUUUCUCGUAGCCAUGUUGUACUACAUAAGUGACUUUAAUGCAGUAGUUUCUGCUGCUACUGGUGUGCCCAUCUACGAAGUUUGGUAUCAAGCAACCCAUUUAACUACCGCAGCCACCGUCUUCAUCGUCCUACUUUGUCUCGCAGCGGUCUUCACUCUCAAUGGUGCCCAUGAGACAGCCUCUCGUCUUCCCUGGUCUGUAGCCCGCGGCAACGCCCUCUUCGGCAGCUGUUGGAUGGGCAAAAUGCACGAAAGUUUGGAAGUGCCGGUCUGGACACUCCUCUUUAACUUUUCUGUCAUAUUCCUCAUUGAGUGCAUCUACCUGAGCUCAUCAUCAGCCUUCAACGCUUUUAUCGCUACAGGCCUGACUCUACAGCACGUGCCCUAUGCCUUUUCCGCACUAUCGCUACUAUGCCGCAGACGCGAAAGUACCCGGCUACCGAGCAGUCAUACAUUCAAAUUGCCCAGCAUAUUCGGAUGGGCUGCUAACAUCAUUACCGUGUGCUUCGCUAUCCUGGUCCUGGUUUUCUAUAGCUUCCCAGCGACAAUGCCUGUGAUGGGGAGCAACAUGAAUUAUACAGCUGCGGUGCUCGGUUUCAUGACUAUUUUUGCCGUGAUCAACUGGGUCUUUCAUGCAAGGCAGUGGUAUCAAGGCCCUAGACUUCAUGUCUCCCCUUAG
Molecule: messenger RNA, 1308 nt
Organism: Aspergillus homomorphus CBS 101889
Lineage: Eukaryota; Fungi; Ascomycota; Eurotiomycetes; Eurotiales; Aspergillaceae
Exons: 9
Coding region: 1-1308 (435 amino acids)
Biological process (GO): transmembrane transport
Cellular component (GO): membrane
Source: RefSeq, a predicted model, not a curated record